This is a messenger RNA of Meloidogyne enterolobii, 4461 nucleotides long. Lineage: Eukaryota; Metazoa; Nematoda; Chromadorea; Rhabditida; Meloidogynidae. The record is from the annotation of a GenBank genome assembly.
UUUAAUUUUUGCAAUUUCCUUCAAAAAAUGCCUUCUUUCAUUUGCAUGCCUUUUUUCGCCUGCAAUCGUCAAAUUGAUUUAAUUGAUCGACGACAAUGUAAUCUUCAAUCAAUUCCUGGCGAUCUUGAACGUUAUGCACGUUCACUUGAAGAACUUCUUUUGGAUAUGAAUCAUAUAAAUUCCCUUCCAAAAUCACUUUUUCGGCUUCAUAAACUUCAACGGCUUGGUUUGAGUGACAACGACAUUCAUCGUUUACCUCCCGAAGUUUCUGGCCUUCAAAAUUUAGUUGAGCUAAAUUUGAGCAGAAAUGAUAUAUCCGAUCUCCCAGAGGAAUUGAGGAUCUGCCAAAAUCUCCAAGUCCUCGACAUUUCUUCUAAUCCCAUUGCUCGACUUCCCGAUUCAAUUACUCUUUGUACUUCACUUGCACAACUCUCAUUGAACGACAUUUCUUUAACUAAACUCCCUCAAGAUAUUGGAAAGUUGGUGUCAUUGAAAUCGUUGGAAGUUAGAGAAAACCAUUUGCGAGCUUUACCUGUCUCAAUUUCUGAAUUGAAGCAGUUGCAGAGGCUGGAUUUGGGGCAGAACGAACUGGAUGAAUUGCCUAACGAAAUUGGCUUUCUACGUUCAUUGCAAGAAUUAUACAUUGAUGAAAAUAGUUUGGAAAAAUUGCCUGAUUCAAUUCUUCACUGUACUCGUUUAGAACAAUUAGAUUUAACAUCAAAUCGACUUUUUCAAUUACCUGAAGAUAUUGGAGAUCUUUCAAAUUUGGUUGAUUUAACUGCUUCACAUAAUUGUAUUCGAGAAUUGCCGAGUUCUAUAGGUCGUCUAAAACGCUUAUUCAUUCUCAAAAUGGACGAUAAUAUGAUUGGCUCUGUUACUCCAGCUAUUGGUGGAUGUAUUAAAUUAAGUGAGAUUUAUUUGCAGCAGAACCCUAUCACUGAGCUUCCAAGCUCUAUUGGAAAUCUCAAGUAUUUACAAACUUUAAAUUUGGAUCGUUGUCAAUUACGCCAAUUACCUUCUCUAAUAGGCGAAUGUCAAUCUUUAAAUGUACUUCAAGUGAGAAAUAACCAGUUAGAAGAAUUACCAAUGGAGAUUGGAAAAUUGGCAAAAUUAAAAGUUUUUGAUGUUUGUAACAAUAUGCUUACACAUUUACCUUAUACGAUAAAUGUUCUCCGUGAAUUACAAGCACUUUGGUUAUCCGAAAAUCAAUCUCAAGCACUUGUUCGCCUCCAACAAGAAACUGACUCGAGAAGUGGAAUAAAAAUAUUGACUUGUUAUUUGUUGCCACAAGUGGAUUCUCAAAAUAAAUCUGGCAAUAAUUCACAACCACCAAAUUCAAAUAAAUCAGGCGGAUUUGUUGGUGGCCCAAAGGUUCAUUUUGGUGUAGAUGAAGCGGAAAGAGAAGAAGUUAGUGCCGAUAAAGCUCAGAAUUUUGAAAGAAAAAACACUCCCCAUCCAAAACCGAGUGCUUCUACAAGUUCUAGUACUUCAAAACAUCACAAAAAACAGCAUGUUGAUGGCCAUAUUGCUGCUAAAGUUGAAGAGCAUCCAAAAUCAAUUGUUCUUAGUGGUAGCGUUAAAAAAAUAAGUCAGGACCAUAGUUCUGCUCAUGCUGCUGUGCCUAGUUGUUCUACCUCCAUUGCCAUUGAACAAAAGAACACUCUUCCAAGAUCAGCACUUAAAUACCCGUCACGUAUGCAAUCGUUUACUGAAGCUCAACAGCAACAACAGCCUAUUAUUGAGUUACAAAAAUCACCAAAACAGCAAACACAAAAACAACAAAAAGCUGUAAUCUUCAAUAAUGGCAAAACUACUGCAAAAGAAGAAUCAUCUUCAAAUGAGUGCAGACUAAAACGAGUCAAUACUCCACACUAUAAAAGUCAACGUGCUGCGGCAGCAGCUGCAGCGGCGGCUGAAAGCGGUGAUAAUUCACAAAAUCAAUCAAAUCGUCGACAGUUGCCAAAAACUCCAGCAAAUGCUGUUGGAGAUCCAGUUCCUCCUGUUUCAACUGGAAUCGACCAAAAUGACGGUAUGCGCAUUCAGUCGGCGCAAGGAGGUAGCAUCAGGGAGCUAGAAAGAAAACGGGUCGUUGUACGGCGUGGAGAUGGAAGUGGGGGCGGUUUAGGACUUUCAAUUGCUGGGGGUAUUGAAUCUACACCUUUUAUUGAGAAUGAUUCUGGAAUUUUCAUAUCAAAACUUGUAUCAGGUGGGGCAGCUGAACGUGUUGGUUUGCGUCCGGGUGAUAAAGUACUGGAGAUUAAUGGAACUUCUAUGAUAGGAAAACGACACCAAAGUGCUGUUGAUUGUAUCCAACAAUCAGUUGGUGAAUUGGAGUUGGUUAUAGAAAGACGGAGAAGUGGAACAAUUCAAAGUGGUCCUUCAACAAGCGUUCCUUCUUUGCACCAACAAAAUAAUUUAUCAAGUAAUAAAUCAACAACAGCUUCAACUUCUAAAAUUUCUAACACUCCAGCUUCAUCUCAAAAUCAAAAUUCCAGCUUUUCAACCCCCGCCACAACGAAACUCCUUGCACAACAACCCAAAUCACCUUCUCAUCUUUCACAAUCAUCAUUUCCAAUUUUAAGUUCAUUUGCUACAACCCCAACAGUUACAGCGCCUUCACAUUUUACCUCGGCUAAUACUGCUAACACUUCAUUUUCUUCUCUUCCAGUUGCGCAAAAUGAAUAUAUUAAUAUUACUUCUAAAACAACUACAAAUAAAAAUCCCCCUUCUAAUUUAAUUAUAAUUGAUGGCUCCAUAGAAGAUAUUGUACUUGUUAGAGAUAGUACAGCUAAUUCUCUUGGAUUAUCAAUUGUCGGUGGCGUUGAUCAUUGUUCUCAUCCUUUUGGUUCUUCUUUAAAGCCUGGUGUUUUUAUUUCAAAAAUAACGCAGCGUUCUCCAGCGGCAAUUUGUGGAAAUUUACGAAUUGGUGAUCGUAUUUUAAAAGUUAAUGAUGCUGAUAUUUCGCGUGCAAAACAUAAUGAGGCUGUUGAGAUCCUUAAGUCAACUGGUUGUUCAAUCCGUCUAACUGUUUGUCAUGAACCACAGCCAAAAGGAUUGCGCUCUGCAAUUAUUCAACGUCAAUUACACGAACCGCUUGGCUUGAGCAUUUGUGGAGGAAUUGGCGGCACGCCUGUAAAUCCUGAAGAUUCUACAGAUGAAGGAAUAUUUAUUGAGCGAGUUGAAAACAUGGGACCUGCAGCAAUAAGCAAUGUUGGGCUUUGCGUUGGUUUACGCAUCUUGGAGGUUAAUGAUGAUUCAUUGCUUGGCUGUACAAAAGAGGAAGCCGCUCAAAUAUUUCGACGCUCCGCCCCAGGCGCUGUUCGCUUACUUAUUUGCGAUGGUUUAUCUCCUCCAUCUGUCAAUUCCGCCCUUCGUCCACAAAUAUCCUCUAUUACUGUUGCAACUUCUCCUACAUCUUUAAAUGCGCCUACUUUAAAUGACUUAGGAUUACCACUUUCAAAUCAUUCACAAAACAAUUUAACAGAAAUUGAAAAAGAAAAUAAAAUUGCUUCAGAGAUGUUAUCUUCUUCAACUCCAAUUGAAUAUUCUCCGAGAAAAGAACCAGAAAUUAUUCAAAAUAAUUAUGUUAACAGUGAAAAUAUGCAACAAAAACAACAACAAAAUUUAUCAAAUCAAGCCAGUCAACAACAACCGGCUAAGAUUAUUUCAACAUCUAAUUCUACAAAUUUCUCAAUCUUGCCUCCUUCACCAGCAAAAAUUUUAACGCCAGUUGAAGAUUUCCCCAGUCACUCUGUUUUUGAUCCAAGUCAACAAACAAUUAAUUCGGUAGAUACAGCAAAAAUUAACACAAACACUUCAAACAUGGUAGUCACACCUUCAAUUGAACAGAAUAAUCCAAAGCAAGCAACCGACCCGUCAUUCAGCUCCAAGCUGAAGUUAUUCGAGCAUUUGCAAUCAGCUAAUUCUGCUUCAACAAAUAAUAAUAUAUCGAAUAGGCCACAACGCCUACCUGGAAUUCCACCAAAAAAGCCGCUAAUUAGUGCUCAGGAAAUGGAAAGACUUCGGGAAGUUGGUGGUUCUAAUGAUAAAAGAAUCAACGCUUUGAAUGAUUUUUCUCCACAAGAAGAGCAUCUAAAUUCAACAGUUGAACAACUUGACUCGUUUCUUUUGGAUGGCCGCUCUGACCAACAACCUUCAAUAAUUCGCACAAAGAAAGCUGAAAUCAGAGCUGAAAAGGAUCGGAUUGCUUCAUCUCCUUUCAUAACAAAUGGCACUAACGAGCAACCAACUGACACCCCUUUGUCUAGAGAUAGUCCUUCUUUUAGUCAGAAAGCAGCGGAAAUUGAGAAACGCAGAGAAUGGAGACAAGCUAGACUUCAAAGUAUGGAUGUUGAAUCUAGACGUACGGGAGAUUUGGUAAAAAUAAUUGCUAAUGCCACAACGACAGAAACUACCAGAUAAAUUUAAAUUAAAUAUUAAAAAUAGAGUUCGCAACAAAAA